CUCAUAGAACCUACGUGAUCGCGAUAAAAGUUAGUACCGUUAGCACGUCUCAGAAGGCAUCUGAUAAUAUCGAAUACGUGCUGCAUUCGUCUUAUUAAUGCAACGUGAGUCACGUAAGUGCGGCAACCAUCGCGCGCUUAUCAGGCAGCGGAGCGCGCUCUCAGACAAAAAUCUCGCUGGGGACAUCCAGUAUUCUUUUCCGCUUACUUAAGAUUCCCUCGACUAACGCAAACUCAAUCUUACGACAGUCGCCUCCGACAUCGAUCUCAGCUCAUAGGACUUCGCUCACGACUGAUCCCCCGCGCACCAUCCACAUUAAUCGCGCGCGUCGAGCGGUCGCUGGCAUAUAUUACGAGGAAAAAGUUUGCGCGGUGCAGUUUCCUUCGUAAACAAUUGCCGGUCUGUCGUUCGAGAUAGUCAGUUACGAAAGUACUAUUUGCGUAUGCGUUGCGGCGUUAACUUACGAAAGGAUGACGAGACUGCGGCAGUGCGCGAAAUGAAAUGGUUAUGCUUCAUUGACGGGACCGGCGGACUCGCUGCUUGCGCUAAUGGAGUGAUGUCAAUUGAACGAGGUAGCGCGCGACGAGUGCCGGUGUUGGGUAAACCGAGGCGGAGCGCAAAUAUUGGCGACGCUUGGGACAUUUGCACACAGCAUUAUGAAUUUCGAUUCGGCACUGAAUCCUUCGGCAGUGGGUCCUUCGUCGAUGAUUCGGGUCGACGAUGGAUUUUAAAUCGAUUAAGCGGACACGCCGCCCCGGAAACGAAAUGCGCUUCUUACGAGUCGCUAAACGUUCGCAGAAAGAAAAAAGAUGUCGUCUGACGAUGGAAGUUUUUAUCCCUCAAUUGGACUCUAUUUUUACUGGAAUGUAAAGAAAAAGUCGAUACCUCUCACGGGACGGUAACCAUUUAGGAUCAAACGUACACGACGAUUGAGUUUCUCGGUCGACUUCCGACGUAUUCUAAGUCGCAAAAGUUCGCGCGAAUCUACGAAAUACCUGGCAGUCUUAGAGCGCAGUUUCUUUUACACUCAAAACUUCGUUUAGAGGUGAAAUCCGCCUUAUGCAAUAAAGAAAAGCUCGAAGCAAUGGAAUUGAAAAGUUACGAAGGCGAACCGAUCAAGCGAUUUCGUCAUUGAAACCUUUUAAUUCUUUUCUAGUUAAUGUGGCCAUGUACCCGUAGCAAUUUGUCCGAGAAAUCGAUAAACACAAAGCUCCAUAAUCAAAAUUAAAUAGAAAAAGAUUCUUGUCUAGCUUUGCAGAUUAUUUGCGAAAAACUAGUAUUUCAAUUAAAAGUCAUUAAAAUCGUAAUUUAUUAAUUAGGAACAAAUUGACUGUAAAUUAGUUGAAAGUAUAAGGUUAAGUUUAUCAAUUUAAAAAAAUUAUCACAGAUCGACUGAUCUCUUUCGCAAGAUUGUAUCUCGAUUUUACGCAAUUUUCGAUUUUUCUGCUUUAAUAAAAUUUGUAUUAAACACUCAUUUAGAACCAGAAUGAGCAUUUAAACAGAAAAACCGGAAAUUGUGUAAAACUGAGAUACGACUUUGCGAAACAGAACAGUCGACAUACAAUUUUUCAAAUAAGAAUGUACGGUAUACACAUAUGUACAAUAUUAAAAUAUUUUUAGCAAGAUAAGGAAAGGUUUCUUUUGUUCAAUAUUUACGUAGCAUCUUGCUGUAGGAUAAAUAUUUGCUAAUCUACAUUGCGCUAAACGAUACAAACAGUUGAUGUUAGUCAAAGUUUCGAUCGCUGGUUAUGGACCGCAUCAAGUUGGGAGAAUAUUUGAACUAAUUAAUUUAAUUAAACAAUUACUUCAGUUUACCAUAAUUUAGCAACUGCAUAAAACACAUUAUUUGUAAAUUAUUUAAACGUUAAUGAAAUAGUUCGAAAUCUCGAGGUUAUGAAACAAAGGGUUACACAACCUGCUACAAACAGAUAACAAGAACAAGAUUAAUAAGUUUAUAAUUGCAUAAUAAAAAGAUGUUUUUCUUGGAGACUUAAAGUCUUUAGUAGUAC
Messenger RNA from Vollenhovia emeryi, 2009 nucleotides. Its product is annotated as cytochrome b561 domain-containing protein 2-like. Bases 443 to 820 code for a protein of 125 amino acids. The transcript is spliced from 3 exons. Gene Ontology annotation, molecular function: transmembrane monodehydroascorbate reductase activity. NCBI's taxonomy places the organism in Eukaryota, Metazoa, Arthropoda, Insecta, Hymenoptera, Formicidae. The record is from RefSeq and is a predicted model, not a curated record.